CUCCUCGAGUCCCGCCUCACGCUCGGCGCCCGUCUCGCAGCCUCUCUCCGGCGCGCGCCUACCGCAUCGAGCACUCGUCGCACCCACAGCAGCCGGCGCCAUGUCUCGCGGCGGCCGCGGCGGCGGGCGUGGCGGGCGCGGCGGCAAGGCAAACCAGAACCUGCCGAGCAUGGGCGCCAUCACCUUUGGCGACCUGGGUGCGAUGAGCAAGGAGCAGAACGCGCUGUAUCCGCCCAUCGAGAAGAUGCCGAGGAUCGUGGCGCCGAGCGAGCGCGAGCGGGCGGCGGCGCAGCACCAGCUCGAGAUGCUCGCCAGCAUGAAGACUAGCCCGUACUGGCCGCGCGAGGACGAGAAGAAGACUGGCGUCGAGCUGCCGCGCUACUCAGACCGCUACCGGCCCGAGGAGCAGAGCACACCGAGCCUCAACAGCGUGCGCCUGCAGAAGGAGAUGUUCCCUGCGGCCGUGUGGAAGAGCUACAUGGAGGGCGAGGAGCGACGAGAGAAGGCCAAGGCCGCAAGCCGCAGAAAAGGGCGUACGGUGUUGGACUGGGACAAUCUGGAGAAGGGCGGCGCGCAGGGCGACGACGGCAACUCGGCCGACGGCUCCAACGCCUCCGAGGCCGGCGAGCUGCACGACUACGAGGACGACGAGGACGACGACUACGCCGAGAACUACUUUGACAACGGCGAGGAUGCAGAGGAGGACGUAGGCGGCGGCGGCGGCGAGGGCGGAGAGUACGAAUGAGCAAGGCAUCUUGUAACAAUACUUGCCGGAGCCCGC
Molecule: messenger RNA, 781 nt
Organism: Tilletiopsis washingtonensis
Lineage: Eukaryota; Fungi; Basidiomycota; Exobasidiomycetes; Entylomatales
Exons: 4
Coding region: 101-745 (214 amino acids)
Biological process (GO): transcription by RNA polymerase III
Cellular component (GO): RNA polymerase III complex
Source: RefSeq, a predicted model, not a curated record